UAAAGUGUUGAAAGUGUGUGUGUGUGUGCAGUGCUGUGCAGAAAGUGCAGUGCAACUGUGCUCCAAAAAGCUCUCCCGCGACGGCGAGGUGGAGGGUUUCACGAGCAUUAUUAAAUUACUACUCUGUGCACGCGCGUCAUCCGGACGGGACGGGGAGGGUCGACCUGUCCCCGUGUGCUCCGUCCGUUGCGACAAAUGUGCCUCGAGAAUGUCGAAUCCUGGAGGUAGCAGGAGGACCGCGGCUACCAAGAUUCGUUUGACGAUCUUGUGUGCUCGCAAUCUCGCUAGGAAAGAUCUAUUUCGUUUGCCGGAUCCUUUUGCCAAAAUAGCCGUCGAUGGUUCCGAUCAGUGGCACAGCACCGACACGUGCAAAGCUACUCUAGACCCAAAGUGGAAUCAGCACUACGAUUUGUACAUUGGAAAAAAUGACGGGAUUACAAUAUCGGUAUGGAAUCACCGAAAAGUCCACAAGAAAAACGGCGGUGGUUUUCUCGGCUGCGUGCGAAUACUGUCGAACACGAUCCACAGGCUCAAGGAUACCGGAUAUCAACGAUUGGACCUCUGUAAGGCCAACUCGGAGGACACGGACGUCGUAAAAGGACAGAUCGUUGUGUCGCUGUUAUCUCGCGAUGGGCACAACGGCGCCGUUAGCAACACCGUCGGCCACAAUGCCGUCGUCGAUCUUCUGGGCGACCUCAGCUGUCCGACCGAUCUGCCGGAAGGUUGGGAGGAAAGAAGAACCCAGAGCGGCAGGCUAUAUUACGUCAAUCAUCACACCCGCACUACGCAGUGGGUCCGUCCAAACUCACGGUCCAACAACGCGAUAAUUCCAACGACGCCGGAACCGCCACCAUGUCUCGAUUCGGCGCCGUCGAGUGUCGGCAACAGUCCAGCAAACGGCCAUAACAGCGAUACGACGAGUAGUAGCACAGCUACUUCACCCACGACGACGGCUUCGACGCCGAGCCGCCAGCAGAGUCUCGAGGGUCAGUCGCCCUCGUGGAACGGUAGUGAAGCCGAUCCGCCACGCGGACAGGCCGCGACGCCGAGUAGAAAUGGCACGCCAGCGAAUCGUAGCGAGCGAUCUACCCCGCGUUCAGCUCGUACACCGAAUGACGAGCAAAACGGUAAUCAGCAGCAGUCGACCGGUGCAGCCAGGAUGGAUAGGGGCAUCAAUGGAGGCCAGUCUAGGCAAAGAUCUAGCCGGUCCAAUCGGAAUAGGAACAACGGUGGUGGAGGAGCUCCUCCGGUCGGCGAAAGGAGGACCGAGUCUCAGCCGACUGAUUUACCACGGGGUUACGAAAUGCGCAAAACGCAACAGGGCCAGGUGUACUUUUACCACGUGCCAACGGGCACGUCGACAUGGCACGAUCCGAGGAUCCCACGCGAUCUUUCGGCAAACGAACUCGAGUUGGGUCCAUUGCCUAGCGGCUGGGAGAUGCGCCAGACGCAGAGCGGUCGGGUCUACUUUGUCGACCACAACAAUCGCACAACUCAGUUCACCGACCCCCGGCUCUCCACUCAGAUCAUCAAUAAUCUGUUAAAACAAGUUCAGCAGAAUGGGGCGAAUCCAUCGGUAAAUAGUAACAACAGUAGUCCAGCGACACCGGCGAGAGUGGAACCGUCUGUAGGAACAACGGCGCCAGCUGUCCAGCCGGCGACUCCACAAAAUGUUAACCAGCAAAGGCCUAGGAUUGAAGGUGCAAGUAACAAUAAUACUCCAACUGUUGAGACGCCACCUACACCUAAUGGACAGACCGUGUCGGAUUUGCCGAAAGAGUUGAUGGAGAGCGAGCUUCUUCCAAAGUAUAAGCGUGACCUCGUCGCAAAAUUAAAGUGUUUAAGAGCUGAAUUAAAUGCCCUUCAGCCGCAGACUGGUCAUUGCAGAUUAGACGUGUCGAGGAAUGAGAUAUUCGAAGAAUCAUACAGACUGAUAAUGAAAAUGAGACCAAAGGACAUGAGAAAGCGUUUGAUGGUCAAAUUUAGGGGCGAAGAGGGUCUUGACUAUGGUGGCAUAGCUCGCGAAUGGCUCUAUCUACUGUCUCAUGAAAUGCUCAAUCCACAAUACGGUCUAUUUCAGUAUUCACGGGAUGAUAACUAUACUCUACAAAUCAACGCUGAUUCUGGAAUCAACCCUGAACACUUGUCGUACUUUCAUUUUGCUGGUAGAAUCAUCGGCAUCGCCGUCUUUCAUGGCCACCACGUUGACGGCGGCUUCACAACACCGUUUUAUAAAAUGCUGCUCAACAAAGCUAUAACGCUCAAUGAUAUCGAGGGCGUCGAUCCCGAUCUGCAUCGCAGCUUGACGUGGAUGCUAGAAAACAGUAUUGACGGCGUGCUCGACGCCACGUUCUCCGUGGAGCACAGUAGUUUUGGCGUAAUCAAGAACCAUGAGUUAAAACCCGGUGGCAAGGACAUUCCAGUGACGGAGGAAAACAAGAAAGAAUACGUCCGAUUGUACGUCAACUAUCGCUUCAUGCGUGGUAUCGAGCAACAAUUUUUAGCCCUACAAAAAGGUUUCCAUGAGUUAAUACCGUCACAGUUGUUACGACCUUUUGAUGAACGAGAGCUCGAGCUUGUGAUUGGUGGCCUUGGUACUAUCGACAUCAAUGAUUGGAAACAAAAUACGCGAUUGAAGAACUGUACGCAAGAUACACCCGUCGUUAAAUGGUUCUGGCAAAUUGUCGAGUCGUAUGGUGAAGAAAUGCGUGCUAGGCUUCUACAGUUUGUCACUGGAAGUUCGCGAGUCCCACUGCAGGGAUUCAAAGCUUUACAAGGAUCAACAGGAGCGGCAGGACCUCGUCUGUUUACAAUACAUGCUGUUGAUGCACCGAGCGAAAAUCUCCCUAAAGCGCAUACUUGUUUCAACAGAAUUGACAUCCCACAAAAUUAUCCAACUUACAAAAAAAUGCUGGACAAGCUUACCCAAGCCGUUGAAGAAACGUGUGGUUUUGCUGUGGAAUAACUCGUGAGUUAUUUGAAUUUCUACAUUAAACAGGUAGCUGCAGUUGGCUCAAUAAACAUGUUAAUUAUCAUCCAAGUAAAAAAUACGUAAAGUCUUGCAUUCAUCUAUACUAUUGAAGAAGAAAAUUGUAUUGAACUCGACGGCAUUAAAUAUUUCAUAGGUGAAAGCAAAAUGAAAUUUUAUGGGAAUUUUUAGAAAAGGAGAAUCAAAAGGAAAAUAAAAAUAGUUAGUUUUCGCACAUACACCUAAACCACCAUUAUUGGCUUCGACUGUACUUUGUCAAAAAAAAAAAAAUUUUUUUUAAUAUGACGCGAUCGUAAAAUUAAGCAAUCCUUUAUGUCAACCGAUGUUCGUUUAUACAAAGUACUAAAAUUUUACAGCAGACGUAUUGUUUUCUCUUUAAAUUAUCCGUUCACUUAUUUAAAAAUUUCUAAAGUGUACUAGUUAUUGGAAACUCUUUUGCCCUAGAUUUCUACACAAGAACACAUACAAUUUUCUAAAACUUGGAAUAUUUUUUUGUUUCAUUCAUAGUUUGACUAGAUGGAAAAUUAUGAGUAAAGUAAGAAUAAUAUGGAAAACCCUUUACAUCCUUUUUUUAAGUACGAAAUUCGAACAAUAAAUUUUUAAAACAUAUCAUAGGACGGACAAUUUAGCGUCCAUUAAUUUAUCCGCCUUAAAGCCUCCGUGAUAAAAGGCAUAUUCUUCGAGCUCAUAAUAUACAUAUCGACCUUUGGUAAAAAAUAGCGAUGAAAAAAAGCCCUAUUCUGCUAACGAGUAAAAUGGUUAUAUAGCAAAAAAUAAUUAAAAUAAUAAUAAGAAAUUAAGUGAUGAACGCGUAACAAUGUGCACAGUCAAUUAAAUAAUAAUGAUAAUAUUAACUAUAAUAAAUAAUAAUAAUCGAAUUAAGGGGUAAGAUUUUUUUUCGUGAAUAUUUUUCUUCACAAGCAAAAGCUCAAAUGCGCACGGCAGCGUCUUCUCUUCGUACCACGUUCGAGUUAUUUUUAAAUGAGGUUUAUUUGAAGGACGCCGGGUUGGAAUAUCAGAGAAUGCAAAUCCAAAACUAUUUAAGAAAAAUGUAUUUUUGAAAUUUUCGUGUUUUUUACUUUGAGCUUUACAUGUAUUGUGCCUGGCUUAACAGUUAAAAAUCCAUCGCCAAUAAGUAAAAUUGCGAGCUUGGAAAACAAAAAUGUAAAAAUAUUUGUUCUCAACUGUUGAGCUAAAAAAGGGAUGUUAGCAAUAUUAUUUCGUGUGUUUAUACUUUUUCAAUGAAUAUUUAUUUUUAAUAUAUACAUACGAACAGUAGAU
Molecule: messenger RNA, 4270 nt
Organism: Copidosoma floridanum
Lineage: Eukaryota; Metazoa; Arthropoda; Insecta; Hymenoptera; Encyrtidae
Gene: Smurf
Product: SMAD specific E3 ubiquitin protein ligase
Biological process (GO): negative regulation of BMP signaling pathway; protein ubiquitination; proteasome-mediated ubiquitin-dependent protein catabolic process
Cellular component (GO): cytoplasm
Molecular function (GO): ubiquitin protein ligase activity; protein binding
Source: RefSeq, a predicted model, not a curated record